GUGUGACGUCACAGCUGUCACUGUCGAUCCCGUUCGUUCUUCCUCUUCAUCCAGCCGCUUACUAUCUGCUUUAAACUGCAGUAAAGAAUCGCAACCGCUUAUAGAAUUACAUCAGAAUCGUUUCCCAGCGUGCUGCAAUGGCCGACCCGAAGUAUGCGAACCUGCCGGGCAUCGCCUCCAACGAGCCUGACGUCUAUGAGACGAGUGAUCUUCCUGAGGAUGAUCAGGCGCAGUUUGAGUCGGUGAGUGAGGAGUUGUGUAGUGACAGCGUGGAGCGGAUCGUCGUAAAUCCCAACGCCGCCUACGACAAGUUCAAAGACAAACACGUCAGCACCAAGGGUCUGGAUUUCUCGGACCGCAUCAGUAAGAGUCGUAGGGUGGGCUAUGAGUCUGGAGAGUUCGAGCUUUUAGCUGAGGGUUGUGGCUUGAAGGAAACUCCUCAGCAGAAAUAUCAGCGACUAGUUAAUGAAAUCCACGAGCUCUGCCAGGAUGUGGAACAAAUUCAGGUCACGACUAAAGAGAGCAGCUCGGAGGAGCGUCUGACUCCGGUGGCUUUGGCUCAGCAGGCGGCGCAGCUCAAACAGCAGCUGGUUUCAGCUCAUCUGGACUCUGUGCUCGGACCCAACGCUCACAUCAACCUCACCGACCCCGACGGAGCGCUCGCCAAGCGGUUGUUGACUCAGCUGGAAGUGGCUCGGGGCGUGAGGAGCGGCGGGGGGGCAGAAGGCAAGACCGCGGCACCCAAAGGACCAAAUGGAGUGAUUCUGUACGAGCUCCACAGCCGACCGGAGCAAGAGAAGUUCACCGAGUCUGCUAAAGUCUCCGAGCUGGAGAGACGGCUGGCCGAACUGGAGAUGGCAGUGGGAUCCGGCUCAGAGAAACAGGGUCCGCUCAGCGCCGGGGUUCAGGGAGGAAGUCUGAUGGACACUAUAGAGCUGCUGCAGGCGCGGGUCAGUGCGCUGGACGCUGGCACGCUGGACCAGGUGGAGGCCAGACUACAGAGUGUUUUGGGGAAGAUGAAUGAAAUCGCCAAGCACAAGGCAGCCAUCGAGGACGCUGAGACCCAGAGUAAGGUGUCUCAGCUGUAUGACGUGGUGCAGAAGUGGGAUGCGAUGGCCACGUCUCUCCCGCAGCUGGUGCAGAGACUGUUGGCUGUCAGAGAGCUGCACGAGCAGGCGAUGCAGUUUGGGCAGCUGCUGACCCAUCUGGACACGACACAGCAGAUGAUCAACAACUCUCUGAAGGACAACAGCACUCUGCUCACACAGGUCCAGCAAACCAUGAAGGAGAACCUGCUGUCUGUGGAGGAGAACUUCUCCGCGCUGGACCAGAGGAUGAAGAAACUCUCCAAAUAAAAGCCCGAGACCAUUAGAGUCCAGCUGUUUCUCAUGCCGCACUUUUGUUUUUCUGCAGAGACCAAACGUUCCCACACUACAGAAGCUCCUAAAGCUUCAGCGUUCAGAUGCUGUCCCUCAAACCCAAAGUCUGAAGCUGUCUGAGUUCUGUAGCAGCCAAAAAACGUACACAGACUUUGUUUUGAAGGUGAUGAGACGCUGUGUGUGUAAAUACAGGCUUGUCUGUACUUUAACUCGCUCUCACGAGCGAUUGCUUGUAACCGUUAUUGUAUUAUUAAUGUGUGACAGUCCACAAAUUAUGAUCAUUUUCCAAUAUAGAAUUUCAAAUGCAUCUCUGGGGAAUAAAAUGCUUCCAGAAAUCUG
Carassius carassius (crucian carp) is the source of this 1718-nucleotide messenger RNA. RefSeq names its product dynactin subunit 2-like. Gene Ontology annotation, biological process: mitotic spindle organization. Gene Ontology annotation, cellular component: cytoplasm; centrosome; dynactin complex. The coding region runs from base 138 to 1355 and encodes 405 amino acids. The transcript is spliced from 14 exons. The record is from RefSeq and is a predicted model, not a curated record. Lineage: Eukaryota; Metazoa; Chordata; Actinopteri; Cypriniformes; Cyprinidae.